AUGGAGGAACAGUUCAUACUGAGGGUGCCGCCCUCGGUGGCAGAGAGGAUAGAGAGGCUUCUGAAUGAGGGGGCCUCCUCAUCUGAGGAUGCUUCUCUGGAUUUGUCGUUCGCGGGUAUGCUUUGUUCUCUACUCGUUCUUGCUGUUCUUCGUUUUAUUUUAUUUACGUUUAGUGCUCUUUUUUACGGAGUUCUUCCCCUGCGAGAGUUGGAGUUGCCUGCUGUGUGGACAGGCGUCUAGACAGACCCCUGUGGGACUGUAGAUGAACUGAUUGUCGUUAUAAAUGCGCUGUUCAAAGAAAGAGCUUGGCUGAAUGUGGGUUAGUCUGAUCCUGAUGAACAUUUGAUCGUCAAUUAUCAGCCCCUGAGGAUACAUCCGAGGAUCUAUGGCUCAUGGAUGCAAAAUAUGCUUUCAGAUCGAAUUUCUGCAUUAAUAUCCAUGCAGCAGGAAGCCGUAUUUUAAUAGCUCCAGCAUGGAUUGAUCAACGGGGGUGCUGCUUCUGCGUGACUGGCCUCUGAAAUCAUCCUUUGGGCCUGCAGUUGCCUAGAUCCUGUCAUUCUGACUGAUUUGACCUUCUCCCCGCACAUCAAAGACAAAUCCGGAGGAACAAGGAAAGAUGCCUGGAUUGACUUCUUGCACUGCGGUGCAGUUUGUCUACCUCGGCAUAGUGAUUGGUUGAGGGGAUGAUGAAUAUCUGCAUGCAUAUGAUUUGAAUAUACGAAAGAACAUGCAUGGUGUUGUUUUCGACAGAUGCAGAUUGAAAAUUUGGCGGCUUUGCUGUGCAGAGGACGGAAGAACCGGCACUUUUAUGAUUGGCAACGACAGCUUUCCUGCGUCGCUCCUUGAUCUACCCUCCAUCGUAGAGUCUUACAAGACAUACGAUGACAAUGUGCUGAUCAAAACUGCGGACAUCGGCCAGGUGCUCGAACCCUCCCCGACGCAUGUUCUUGCUAGGCCUGCGGCUGAUUGAGCCUGAGACUCCGAGCUCGUUGCAGAUAAUCAUGAUUAGGGAAGAAGGCGACCCUGCUCCGGAGGGGGCCGAGUUCAAGCACGGACUGACUCCUCCGAUGAGAGAUGCUCGAAAGCGGCGCUUCCGAAGAGAACCUGACCUCAAUGUACGCAGAACCACCGCCCCAGAAGCUAGAAGUUCUCUUCACCUUUGCGGCCUAGAUAGAUUCUAUGGUGGCAGUAGUAAUCGCCGGCUGGUUUAUUUGUCUCACACUGCAGCCGGAGCUCGUCCAGCGCGUGGAGAAGGACUUGCUGAACAUCCUGUCAGGUGGAACGGCAGAGGAUAUCCUUUCGGAAUCGUUUGUUUUCGUUUUCCGGAUGAAUCUCGGUGAAUGAUGGAAAUCUUCUUGCUCAUCAAGAUUUUAAUUUCUGCAUUGAAUGCUCUUGAAUUUAUAAGUUUUGGGUCUUCUUUAACUGGCGGAGAAGCUCACGGGUCGAGCGAGCAAAGUCUGCUGCAGUUGCUGCCGCUGCAGCGAGGCGGCCUGCCGCCCCGGAGAGCGCCGGGGGAAAUGCCGGAGAGCCCGAAAGGAGCGACUCUGACGAUUCGGACGACAGCUGA
Spirodela intermedia is the source of this 1567-nucleotide messenger RNA. Lineage: Eukaryota; Viridiplantae; Streptophyta; Magnoliopsida; Alismatales; Araceae. The record is from the annotation of a GenBank genome assembly.